UCGUUACGACCAAGCGGCCAUUUUCCUAUCCAAGGAAAAGUGGCAGAAAGGGGGUGGCCACCGAUACAUGUUAUACUAGCUCUGUUAAGUGUAAGCAAUCCGAAUAAGUUACGUUUGAGUUUUCGUGGCCCCACCGACACACGCAUUUGUCUGUUGAUACUUUUGUCUUUUACGAAGUUGUAAAGUAUUCAGUAUGGAAGAGAAAGCAGUGGUUAAAGAACUCGACCAAUGGAUUGAACAGCUUAACGAAUGCAAGCAGUUGGCCGAGAACCAAGUCAAAACCCUAUGUGAAAAGGCAAAAGAAAUUUUGGCCAAAGAAUCAAAUGUCCAGCCAGUCAGAUGCCCUGUCACAGUAUGUGGUGAUGUCCACGGACAGUUUCAUGACCUGAUGGAACUCUUCCGCAUUGGAGGAAAAUCUCCAGAUACUAACUAUUUGUUCAUGGGAGACUAUGUUGACAGAGGUUAUUACUCCGUGGAAACAGUCACAUUACUUGUUGCCCUAAAGGUUCGGUAUCGUGAACGAAUUACCAUCCUGAGAGGGAAUCACGAGUCUCGUCAGAUCACACAAGUCUAUGGAUUUUACGACGAGUGCCUACGGAAAUACGGCAAUGCUAACGUCUGGAAGUACUUCACCGAUCUGUUUGACUAUCUUCCCCUGACAGCGCUUGUCGACAGUCAGAUCUUCUGUCUUCACGGAGGACUUUCUCCUUCUAUCGACACCCUAGAUCACAUUCGGUCUCUCGAUCGUCUUCAAGAAGUUCCUCACGAGGGCCCCAUGUGCGACCUGUUAUGGUCUGAUCCAGAUGACCGAGGUGGCUGGGGUAUUUCCCCCCGUGGAGCAGGCUACACCUUCGGCCAAGACAUUUCCGAAACUUUCAAUCACUCCAACAACCUGACUCUGGUCUCCAGGGCUCACCAACUUGUCAUGGAAGGAUACAACUGGUGUCAUGAUCGCAAUGUGGUAACGAUAUUCUCUGCACCCAACUAUUGUUACCGGUGCGGCAACCAAGCGGCCAUCAUGGAACUGGAUGAUUCAUUGAAAUACUCCUUCUUGCAGUUUGACCCGGCUCCAAGAAGAGGAGAACCUCAUGUAACCCGGCGCACGCCCGACUAUUUCCUUUAAAAGCAAAAGAA
This is a messenger RNA of Daphnia carinata, 1134 nucleotides long. It is a transcript of the gene mts, whose product is annotated as serine/threonine-protein phosphatase 2A catalytic subunit alpha isoform. Lineage: Eukaryota; Metazoa; Arthropoda; Branchiopoda; Diplostraca; Daphniidae. The coding region runs from base 194 to 1123 and encodes 309 amino acids. The transcript has 6 exons. Gene Ontology annotation, molecular function: protein serine/threonine phosphatase activity. The record is from RefSeq and is a predicted model, not a curated record. Gene Ontology annotation, cellular component: cytosol. Gene Ontology annotation, biological process: mitotic cell cycle; peptidyl-serine dephosphorylation.